UUUUAUUGUUUCUCUUUAGAGUUACUAAAACUUUUGUCUUUUUUAUGUUCCUGAGAAUAGCUCAUACAGUAUAUUAGUGAAGUGUACGUUUGAGUUUUAUUUACUAAUGAUAAUUUGAUUAUAUUUUCCUAAAAGGAUAAUGUGAUUCCUAACGUGACAGCAUAUCGACCUUUUACUUUUUUGUUUUUGCUGAAAUAGAACUAUCUUAUUAAAUAUUUUCUUCUCUAUAAAGCAUAGCAAUUAUCUUUUCAACAGUCGAAGAAAUAUAUAAAUCAAUUCCUUUUCAUCUAGAUAAUUAAUUAAAUUAAUUCUAAUUCAGAUAAUCUCACUGAUUUUAUGUUAUGACUCAGUUUAUUGGUAUUAUAUCCGCUUUCUCGUCUCCUGUUGCAAUAUUAAAAUUUUUCAAAAUAUUAUCUCAUAAUUUAACGGUACUUCAGUUAAUAAUAUUGCUUAAAUAAUUAUGCAAAAAUUAAAGAAGUAUCGUGUGUUAUAUUUUAAUAUAUUCACAAAAAUAAUUUUCAAUUACGGUUAACUCCAUAUUGAAUUCAAAAAAGAAAUAUUAAUGAUAAUAUACUUUUGAUUAAAUAAAAACUGUAUAUUGACGAUUUUUCAUUCAAAAUUAUGGCAAUACACAUAUGUGCCCGUGUAUAUUUAUGCAAUUAUAAGUAUUACAUCUCGAAGUGAAAAACGUUCUCAAAUGUCCCAAACGCAUAAUAAAUAUCUGCAAUAUCAGAUCAAAAUUGUUAUUAAUCAAUCUUUAAGAGUCAUCAAUUCAUAUUGUACAAUUGAUGUCUCCUGUUUUGUGUGUCUACAAGAUUUGAUAUAUGGUCAGCACAUUGAAGCAAUAAGAUAUAAUUUCCUUAUGCACUUCACUUCGCAGGUGACAAGUACAAAUCGAAGAGCUCCAUGGUUACUUCACGCCUAACAUAUGAUCUCUAAAGCAUUCGUCGCUACUUGAUUCAGCAAUUGCUCAUAGUUUUUAAAUUAAACUUGUCCGGUACAGAUCGAAAAGAUGAAAUUAUGCAAUGGCCGUUAAAAGACGAAAUUAAAAGUUGCAUAAUAUCAUAGAAGAAACUCAUAGAAGAAACUUCCGCAAUUACUCUCACAUUGAAAAAGUGCAUUGAUAAUGUGAUAAAUAAUUUUUUAACUGUGUAUAAUUGAAAAUUACGAUUUUUUUCGUAAAUUUUCCUUGAUUUAUAGACUCAGUUUCGUUAUUAAAAUUCCAGAAACAAGCCAACAGCAAUAUGCGAAAAAGGUGGCGACUAUUUCACGCUACGGACUUUAAAUCCUUGAUGUAUCCUUGCUUCACCUUCUGCCGCAUUCUCGGAAUAUUCCCGUAUAGGAUCAACAAUUCGACUUUCGAGGCCUCAGAAUCAUGUUACAUUCUAUCGACCAUUGUAAUCUGCGCUUUCUGCGUCUACGGAAUAGUUAUUUUCUAUGAACUCGACAUUUCUGGAACGAUCAUGUACAUAAGCGUACCCAGAUCUCUUGAGCGACACAGUUAUUAUUUGCUCGGUGUUUUCACAGCGAUCGUCACGUACGUCUUGAGAGGUCCACGGCUGCUCUUGCUACAGACCAUACUGGAGAUCUCUUCAAAAUUACCUUCGGAAUCGUAUCAAAAGUUGUCGAGGCUAAUUUAUGUCAAGGAUAUCUUCAGUUUCUUAUUCGUUAUCGGUCUAGGAUUAAUAUGUUGCAUCAAGAUGCCUCUUAAUACGCUUGUGCUAACUAUGUUUGCACUGUACCUCUCUUUGCUGCUGCUUCAAAUGGACAUGAUGUACAUGAAUUGCGUUUGCGUAUUGAAGUUCUGUUUCAAAAAAAUUAACGAUAAUUUGGUGAAGGUGCAGGAACUCGUAAUGAGCGAUGAGCCGCAUCUACUCAGGCGAACUUAUCACGAGCAGAGGAAUCCAUUCCUGCUGAUGACACUUAAAGCCUUAAAAAAGCAACAUCUGAUGGUCAGCGACACCUUGCAGAUGCUGAAUACGAUUUUCAGUCUGCAGAUCAUCGUUACCGUAGUCUUGAGUUUCGCCGAGAUCACUUUUAAUCUGUACUUCUACAUAGUUCUAUCCAUGGCCAAAGAGGAGGAAGAAUUCUGGUACUGGUUUUUCAUCAUGUCCGUGAUAUAUCAUGCUGUAAAAAUAGUAUUGAUAGUGUGGGCUUGCGAUAGCGGCAAAGAUCAAGCUGCGAGGAUUGGCGUCACUGUUCACGAUAUGCUUAACAGUACCAACGAUAAGCAAAUUAAAGAUGAGUUGGAACUAUUUUCUAUGCAAAUACUGCAUCGAGAAAAUACAUUCUCCGCAAAAGGUCUUACCGUGGAUGCGACACUUCUCACUGCGAUGGUUGGUAGUAUCACCACAUAUCUGUUAAUCUUAAUACAAUUCUUGGUUACAUCGCAUUCCUGUGAUGGAAGAGCUAUCAGUAUUAUAGAAGUAAUCUAAUAAAAAAAAACAUAGAAAUACAUGAACACAAAAAUUAUAAAUGUAAUUUAAAAAACCGUUUGUGUUUUUAAGUGUUGAAAAAGCAUCUCUUUUCAUCGUUAUAAACAGAAUGUAGUAGCUUUAUAUUUUAUACUUGAGCUAGUUAUACAUAUAUGUGUAUGUG
Wasmannia auropunctata (little fire ant) is the source of this 2598-nucleotide messenger RNA. Its product is annotated as putative gustatory receptor 28a. Gene Ontology annotation, cellular component: dendrite; membrane; axon. Gene Ontology annotation, biological process: sensory perception of taste. The transcript has 3 exons. The record is from RefSeq and is a predicted model, not a curated record. Bases 1245 to 2435 code for a protein of 396 amino acids. NCBI's taxonomy places the organism in Eukaryota, Metazoa, Arthropoda, Insecta, Hymenoptera, Formicidae.